GACGAAACUACGAAACAGAGGGAAUUCGUAUUAGACGCGAGAAGCCGGAGAACAACCUCAUGAUGUGCGUUCGAGGAUCUUUUUACUAAAGAUCUUUUAAAAAAUUGCAUCCACUCUAAAUCGCAAGGACAUUUAUUUUCCAAGACAAAAGUUGAACAACUUGUGACGUGAUGGAUAAACUAGAAACAAAGGGUUCGGGGUCGAAAAAGUGGCAUGCACCCCUGGCUGAUAAAAUCAGGCCCAGUGAACUAGCUGACUACAAGGGACAAGCUCAUCUCAUUGGGCCCAACAGCAUAUUACGUGACUUGUUAAAAAAUGGUAAAAUACCUAGUAUGAUAUUGUUUGGUCCACCUGGCUGUGGAAAGACUUCUUUGGUCAAUGUCAUAAUUCAAGAGAGUAAAAAAUUAUCCGACAGUACAGUGAGAUUUGUCAAACUGUCAGCAACUUCUGCGGGUAUUAAUGACGUCAAAAAAGUAGUUACAGAAGCAGAAACCUUAGCUAAAGAAGGCAAACGUACCGUUGUUUUCAUGGAUGAAAUACACAGGUUCAACAAACUCCAACAAGAUAUAUUUCUUCCUCACGUGGAAGCUGGAACAUUUACUUUGAUUGGGGCCACAACUGAAAAUCCAUCAUCCAGUUUGAAUUCCGCGCUACUGAGUAGAUGUCGAGUAUUUGUUUUGAAUAAAUUGAGCAAGGAAGAUUUGAUUGAAAUACUCUCCAAAGCUGUAACAUCAAUGUCUGGAAAAAUAGUGAAAAAAAGUAAAAAACAGGUCAUGGAAGAUUCAAAUGUAAAAUUUUAUAUUGAGGACGUGAUUAUUGAUUGGUUAGCAGACAUUUGUGACGGCGAUGCCAGAGUAGCUUUGGGAGGAUUGGAAAUAGCUGUACAAACUAAAUUAAGUGACACAACUAGCGGGUCUCAACCAAUAGUUUUGAAUUUAAGCGACAUUAAAGAUAGUCUGAAGGAAACUCAAUGUUUAUCGGAUAAAAAUGACAGUGUUAAUCACAUGUAUUCUGCAUUGCACUAUUCCAUACUAGGGAACGACAUUAAUGCUGCUUUGUAUUGGCUAGUUAGGAUAUUGGACAUCAAAGAAGAUCCAGUAUGCAUUGCAAAAAGAUUGAUUAGAAUAGCGAGUGAAGCUAUUGGAACUGAUGAUGAACUUUCUCUGAGCAUGGCUGUCAAUACCCUGCAAGCCUGUCAGAUGAUAGGAUUGCCAGAGUGUGAUGUAAUGUUGGCAGAAUGCGUUAUUUACCUAGCGGGGGCAGAAAAAUCGGAGGAAGUCGCAAAGGCUUAUGCAAAGUCUGUAAAUACCAUCGAGAAUCAGAAGGGGCCUCAACCAAAAGUUCCUCUAUUUAUUAAGGAUACAUCUUCUCAAGGAAAGCUUAAGGCUGCACUAGGAAAAAAUUAUAAAGAGUCCAUAUCUGUCGAAAAUUUAAACAAAUGCCACUUACCCGAAGGCUUGGAGAAUGCAAAUUUUUUCGACAGCAACGACGAUGGCAACUGAUAACCUGUGGUGUUGUCUCACCAUUCCGUCCACCAUGUCCUUGGCUGUCCAAUGAUUAAAAAACGCACACUUGAAUGUACUUUUUUUUUUUAUAUCACAUAAGCAAAGUCCAAUCUCUAUAUUUUUGUACGAAAAAACGCCGACGCGCACUGCGUUGCACUACCGUUGCCAAA
This is a messenger RNA of Copidosoma floridanum, 1675 nucleotides long. RefSeq names its product ATPase WRNIP1. Gene Ontology annotation, biological process: DNA synthesis involved in DNA repair; DNA-templated DNA replication. Gene Ontology annotation, cellular component: nucleus. Lineage: Eukaryota; Metazoa; Arthropoda; Insecta; Hymenoptera; Encyrtidae. The record is from RefSeq and is a predicted model, not a curated record. Gene Ontology annotation, molecular function: enzyme activator activity; DNA binding; ATP hydrolysis activity.